Protopolystoma xenopodis is the source of this 639-nucleotide messenger RNA. The record is from the annotation of a GenBank genome assembly. NCBI's taxonomy places the organism in Eukaryota, Metazoa, Platyhelminthes, Monogenea, Polystomatidea, Polystomatidae.
AUGCAUUCUACCGGAAAUUUUCCGUUCUUUCAGGCCGGCUCCAGGCAACGCUUAAUGCAACAAAAAGACCUCGACUUUGUGGGACACAAGCAAGAACUAGAACAGAUUAAGCUGUCACAGGACUCUGUCUCUUUCGACCUUGACGAAUGGCUGGCGGCCAGUCUGCCUGGCUCUUUGGCUUCUGCCCAGAAGAUACCAUUUCUCCAGUCGGGCCGAGAGGUUGAAGCGCCUUCUACUUCAUGCUCCCCGUCCUCCCAGCAACUGGUGCCACAUUCGCCACGAUCCCCGUACCACCAGCCACCCGGUCACUUGGAGCCGGCGCAAACUCGUCCAUUCAAUGAAUCCGCGCUACGAUACGACGAAAGCGCCUUUUCACAGCCGUCAACGCCCGGCGGCAGCGUCAAGAAGCGCUCCGCCAAUUUUGGAUGCUGCCCGGAACCACGAAGGCCAAGGAGCAUUCGAAGUGUCAGGAGGACUGUCGUCUCGGCGACCAGUUUAUCCUUGUCCUCGUCCGCCGGUUGCCAAGCCCCCGGCAAUACAACAAGCCGAGGCCUUGGCGAGCUAGAGAGUGGGCUUCCCGAAGGGGGCAGUGAUAAGCGGUUUCUUUUGGCAAAGCAGACUGGCGAACUUGUGAAAUAG